GGGCGUUCGUUUUGCUCAGUCUUGCACCAGACGAUCAACGACUCAGUUCAGAUCACCACUCAAGAUCUGCUAUUUAUUACGUUUGAAGCUUGGACGCGUUUGAUCGGCUAGAAUCGCUCGACUCGACUCGACGUCGACGAGACUUGCUGACUUGUUGAGGCAGUCCCGAACUGCUGCGGUGUGACAAGAUAAUAAGGCAUUCCAUCGAAGAAAGUGAUUUGUGAGCGGCGUGCUAAUCGGAUUCGCGUGAUCUCUCUAGACAAGGAAGGUGGAAUUAGAACGAUUCGAUCCGAUCCGAGUGAGUGUUGUGUUGGCCUAGUUAUAGAGAAGCAUCCUGUGGCAGACAAUAGACCAUUCUAUGGAAAGUGGAACCGCUGGGCAGGACGGUAAUUAGACGUCGCCGUAGCUGAUCAAGGCCCAUCGGACGCGCGAAUCGCGAAUGUUGUGGAGAAUCGCGGUCAGUCAGUACAAGCGAAGAUCAACAACGAUCAAGUGGACUUUCGUGGGGGCCCCUAUUUAUAGAAUUCGAGUCGAUUUCGGGAAAAUAACAACCGACCGACGGCUUGUUUUCCUCUAGCAGAGCAGCUGAUGUGUGAGCCUCCCCCGUUCGCCGGAACAAUUCGGGGCACUUAGGGGCGCGUGUGAUAGCUGUUGUUGUCGAAACAACCCAGCUAAGAAAAAAAGAAGAAAAGCCGGUGGCGAUCAUACGGUGAAACAAGAGACGCAAAUCUCAUCGAUCAAUUCUUUGCUCGUCGAACACAUAAACAAAAAACAAUUCAAAUUCAUAAAAACAGAGCGGAAGCAAAAAUCGGAAGCAAUCGACAAGACACCAUAAUGGAGAACGAUCCGCAAGCCUUCAAUGCGAAGCUGGCGAAAGAGUACGAAGUUCCAAUGGUCUCGAUGGACGGUGAAGCUCAUCCGGAAAUCACCCUGGCAGCAGUCGGAUUGGGCAUUAUCGUGGCAUGCAUCAUCCUCAUCACUCUGAUAGCGCUUAUCAGUCGCAGAAAGAGACACUUCUCCCAAAACAUUGGCAACCAACGAAACGCGACGGAAAUCUUCACCAUCACAAAACCCGUCGAUGACGCACACAGCUGUCGAAGUUGCCGAAGCUCAACGGUGACCAUCUCCUCGGACAUCGUUACCGAAAUUUGAAAUUCCGGUUGUUUGACCUUAACCCCCUUAGGGAUGAUGAUCCUGCUUUAGACUGAAUCUGAUAUGAUGUGGUACCUCUCGUGAGGAGUACCGAAGUGUUUGCACACAUGUUGUUAUGCGCUGAAUGGCGUUCUUUUGUAUUCCACUGAUUUUAAUUGCGAUUGUAGUUUCUAUGUGAUAGCAUUUAGACAAUCAUGAUAAAUUGUACAUUUUAUUCGUAGAUCAUAUAUAUCGUAUGUGUAUAUUAAAGCAACCAUCCGCGGCUUGCGGUGGAUCACUGUUGG
Messenger RNA from Aedes albopictus (Asian tiger mosquito), 1436 nucleotides. RefSeq lists its product as uncharacterized. The coding region runs from base 835 to 1152 and encodes 105 amino acids. The transcript has 3 exons. Lineage: Eukaryota; Metazoa; Arthropoda; Insecta; Diptera; Culicidae. The record is from RefSeq and is a predicted model, not a curated record.